CCAAUGGAACCAAUGGACCCAAAUGGCACCAAUGGACCCGAUGGAACCAAUGGAACCAACGGAACCAAUGGAACCAAUGGACCCCAUGGAACCGAUGGACCCAACGGAACCGAUGGAAGCAACAAACCCAAUGGUACCAAUGGAUCCAAUGGUACCAAUGGAAUCAGUGAAAAUCAGUGGCACCAAUGGACCCAACAGAACCAACGGACGCAAUGGUACUGAUGGACCCGAUGGACCCAAUGGCACCAAUGGACCCAACGGACCCAAGAGAACCAACAGACCCAACGGAACCAGUGGACCCAACAGACCCAAUGGCACCAAUGGACCCAAUGGAACCAACGGAACCAAUGGAACCAAUGGAACCAAUGGAACCAACGGACCCGAUGGAACCAAUGGAACCAACGGAACCAAUGGAACCAACGGACCCGAUGGAACCAAUGGAACCAACAGACCCAACAGAACCAACGGACCCAAUGGAAUCAACAGACCCAAUGGACCCGAUGGAACCAACAGAACCAAUGGCACCACUACAUCAGUGCGACUCACCGUCACCAUCACUGCUGAGUCAACGGCACCAGAACUGUAACCGGAACCAGAACCAUUGGGUCAACGUCACCACCAAGUCAACGUCACCGUCACCGCUGCAACACCGUCACUGUCACCAUCACUGCUGGGUCAACAGCACCGGCACCGGCACCAGCACCAUUGGGUCAAUGGCACCAUGGGGUCAGCAUCACCACCGGCUCAACGGCACCAUUGCAACACCAUCACCAAGCAGAUCAGUGUCACCACCACGUCACCAUUACCAUCGGGUCAGCGUCACCGGUGUGUCAACGUUACUGCCUUGUCACCAUCACCACCGGGUCAGUGUCACCGUGGUGUCACCAUCGUGACACCGCCUCCAUCGGGUCAACGUCACCACCUUGUCAGUGUUAGUGCCAGCUCACCAUCACCACCAGGUCAAUGUCACCACCGGAUCAAUGUCACCGUGGUCGUCACCAGCGGGUCAAUGAUGUCACCAUCACAACACCGUCACCGUCGCCGUGACACCAUCACCGUCACCGCUGGGUCAAUGGCACCGCUGUGACACCCUCAACACCGCAUCACCACCACCGUCACAACGGUCACCACCACGUCACUGGCACCACUGCGACACCGGCACUGUGGCACCAGCACCAGCAUUGGCGUCACUGGGUCAACGUCACCACGGUGACACUGUCACCAUCACCAUCAGGUCAACGUCACCAUCACUAUCACUGUCACCAUCACUGUCACCAUCACCAUUGGGUCAGUGUCACCAUCGCUGUCACUGUCACCAUUGGGUCAACAUCACCGUCACCGUCACCAUCGGGUCAAUGUCACCAUUGGGUCAGUGUCACCAUUGUUGUCACCGUCACCAUUGGGUCAAUGUCACCAUCACUGUCACCAUCGGGUCAAUGUCACCAUUGGGUUAAUGUCACCAUCACCGUCACCGUCACCAUCGGGUCAGUGUCACCAUCGGGUCAAUGUCACCAUCACCAUCACCAUCACCAUCACCAUCGGGUCAAUGUCACCAUUGGGUCAGUGUCACCAUCGUUGUCACCGUCACCAUUGGGUCAAUGUCACCAUCACUGUCACCAUCGGGUCAAUGUCACCAUCACCACCACCAUCACUGUCACCAUCGGGUCAAUGUCACCAUUGGGUCAAUGUCACCAUCACUGCCACCAUCACUGUCACCAUUGGACCAAUGUCACCAUGGGGUCAGUGUCACCAUCACUGCCACUAUCACUGUCACCGUCACCAUCAGGUCAGCAUCACCACUGUGACACCAUCACCGUCACCACCACGUCAACGUCACCACUGGGUCACCAUCACCGGCGUGUCAAUGUUACUGCCUUGUCACCAUCACCAUCGUGUCACUGUCACCAUGGUGCCACCACCAUGUCAAUGUCACCACUGUGACACCGUCACCAUCACCUCUGGAUCAAUGUCACCGUGGUGUCACCAUCACCACCGGGUCAGUGUCACCAUCAGACCAAUGUCACCACCACAUCAGUGUCACCCGUGCGUCACCAUCACUGUCACUGCCACGUCAACGUCACCACCGGCUCAAUGGCACCAAUGUCACCAUCACCACUGGAUCAGUGUCACCGUGGUGUCACCACCAUGUCAACGUCACCACCGUGACACCGUCACCAUCACCACCCUGACACUGUCACCACGAUGUCCCCGUUAACACCAAGGCAGUGUCACCAUGGUGUCACCAUCACGACCACGACAACAGCAUCACCGUCACCACCACGUCACCGUCACCACCGGGUCAGUGUCACCAUUGGCUCAAUGUCACCAUGGCGUCACCGCUGGGUCACCAUCACUGUCACCACCACGUCAACGUCACCGUCACCACUGUGUCCCUGUCACAACGCUGUCACCGUCUGGUCACCAUUGUGUCACCAUCACUGUGCUGUCACCCUUGUCACCAUCAUUGCGCUGUCACCAUCCUUGUGGUGUCACCGUCACCACGGUGUCACCAUCACUGCGGUGUCACCAUUGUCCCCGUGGUGUCACCAUCCUGGUGGUGUCACCAUUGUCACCAUUGUCCCCACGGUGUCACCAUCCUUGUGGUGUCAGCACCACUGUGGUGUCACCAUUGUCCCCGUGGUGUCACCAUCCUGGUGGUGUCACCAUUGUCACCAUUGUCCCCACGGUGUCACCAUCAUGGUAGUGUCAGCAUCACUGUAGUGUCCCCAUUGUCCCCAAGAUGUCACCAUCCUGGUGGAGUCACCAUUGUCCCCACUGUGGUGUCACCAUCAUGGUGGUGUCACCAUUGUCCCCACGGCAUCACCAUCACUGUGGUGUCCCCACUGUCCCCAUGGUGUCCCCACUCUGGUGUCACCAUUGUCCCCAAGAUGUCACCAUCCUGGUGGUGUCACCAUUGUCCCCAUGGCUGUGGUGUCACCAUCAUGCUGGUGUCCCCAUUGUCCCCAUUGUCCCCAUGGCAUCACCAUCACUGUGGUGUCCCCAUUGUCACCAUCAUGAUAGUGUCUCCAUUGUCCCCAAGAUGUCACCAUCCUGAUGGUGUCACGAUCAUGGCGGUGUCACCAUUGUCCCCAUUGUCCCCAUGUUGUCACUAUGGUGGUGUCCCCAUGGCCAUGGUGUCCCCAUUGUCCCCAAGAUGUCACCAUCAUGGUGGUGUCCCCAUUGUCCCCAUGGUGUCACCACGGUGGUGUCACCAUCAUGCUGGUGUCCCCAUUUUCCCCAUUGUCCCCAUGGCCGUGGUGUCCCCAUUGUCUCCACUGUGUCACUAUCACUGUGGUGUCUCCACUGUCCCCAAGAUGUCACCAUCACUGUGGUGUCACCAUUGUCCCCAAGAUGUCACCAUCUCGGUGGUGUCCCCAUUGUCCCCAUGGUGUCACCACGGUGGUGUCACCAUCAUGCUGGUGUCCCCAUUGUCCCCAUUGUCCCCAUGGCCAUGGUGUCCCCAUUGUCCCCACGGUGUCACCAUCACUGUGGUGUCCCCAUUGUCCCCAUUGCAGGAGCUGUGGGGUCACACCGUGUGUGGGGACGGGCAAUAAAAUCCCACAGGCUGAACCUAAA
Molecule: messenger RNA, 3576 nt
Organism: Phasianus colchicus (ring-necked pheasant)
Lineage: Eukaryota; Metazoa; Chordata; Aves; Galliformes; Phasianidae
Source: RefSeq, a predicted model, not a curated record